ACUUCCUACCAAAUAGUUUUGCUAUGGCGCUCCGAAUAUUCUUUUAAUAUUAAAAUUUCUAUAACUUUUUUAAAUUACGGUGAUCUUUCUUUAUUUCCGAAUUUAAGAUGUUUAUUUAUUUGAGCAAAAAGAUUGCUAUUCCUCAAAACGUAAAGCUAAGAUGUACAUCUUGGAACAAAGAAUUUGGUUAUAUCGCAUGUGGUGGAGAGGAUGGACUUUUAAAAGUUUUAAAAUUAGAAACUAAUGUUUCAGACUCUAAAGUCAAAGGAUUGGCUGCUCAAAGUAAUUUGACUAUGAACCAACCGUUAGAAGGCCACUCUGGCGCUGUUCAAGUGAUAACAUGGAAUGAGCAUUUCCAUAGACUAACGACAUCUGAUCAACAAGGUCUAAUCAUUGUGUGGAUGUUUUAUAAGGGAUCUUGGUAUGAAGAAAUGAUCAAUAACAGAAAUAAAUCAGUUGUCAGAGGCAUGAAAUGGAAUGCCGAUGGUCAGAAAAUAUGCAUUGUAUAUGAAGAUGGAGCUGUAAUUGUUGGUUCGGUUGAUGGAAGUCGUAUUUGGGGAAAGGAAUUGAAAAAUUCUCGUUUAAAUGGAGUUGAAUGGUCACCUGAUGGUAAAAUGCUUUUGUUCGCAAUGAACAAUGGUGAAAUUCAUAGUUACGAUUCAAUGGGUAACCCAAUAAGUCAAGUUGAUAUCUAUUGUUUGCAAGAUACUGGUUCAUCCGAUAUAGUUAGCAUGGAUUGGUAUAAUGGAAAUCAUGGUUAUAUAGAAACAAAUUGUCCAUCAUUGGCUAUAGCAUUCAGGAACGGUCGUUGCCAAAUCAUGAGAAAUGAAGUUGAUGAUGCUCCAGUUCUUGUUGAUUCUGGAAUAACAAUCUGCCAAUGUAGCUGGAAUCAUUCUGGAGACACUUUGGCCAUUUGCGGUCUUCAACAGCAAGGAGAGGAAAAAACCAUAAAUGUUGUUCAAUUUUACACUCCUUUUGGCGAGCAUCUAAGAACGUUGAAGGUCCCUGGUAAAAAAAUCUACAGCUGUUCCUGGGAAGGAGGGAGUCUUAGAAUAAUUUUGGCUGUUGAUUCAUUUCUUUACUUUGCCAAUAUCAGACCUGAUUACAAAUGGGCCUAUUGUACAAACACCGUUGUUUAUUCCUACAUGAGAUCUGAUAGGAACGAACAAUGUGUCGUUUUUUGGGAUUGUAAAAACAAUGAGCGAUAUUUGAAAUACGUAAAAAAUCUCAUAAAGAUAACUGCAUGCGGAGAUUAUUGCUGUUUGGCAACUAGAGCUGAGGAUUCAAAUACUCAGUACGUAUUGGUACUCUGCAACGCAAUUGGAACACCUUUGGAUUCAAAAUACCUAGACCUUCAACCGAUCUAUUUAACAAUGACAAAAUCUCAUAUAAUUGCUGCGUGUAGAGAAGCAUUCUAUACAUGGCAAUUUAAGAAUCCUAAGAAAGUAAUUACUUUAGAUGUUCAAGUUUCCAAUCGUAAAGCAGGGGUGGAAAGACUUUUCCACGCGGACGAUGUGCCUUCCGGAGCUGGUGGUGAUGAUGUUGAUUUCAAUAAGGCCUAUAAACCGACCGAUGAUGCAAUUUGUGCAAUUGCGGCUACAGAAAAAGUGCUAGUAAUAGCAAGAGAAUCAGGAACGCUAAAUCGAUAUUCAAUGCCCCAGCAUGCCCUUCAGUAUAAGCAUUCAACAACAUGCAAACCAUAUCAAAUUAGUCUAAAUUGCAGUUCCUCGAGACUGGCUAUUAUAGAUAUUUCGGGAUUACUAACUUUUUACGACCUAGAAACGAGAAUGACAGACCCAACUCGAGGGAAUGAGGUUGUGGGAGAGCAUUUGAAAUUUGAAAGAAAAGAUGUUUGGGAUAUGAAAUGGGCUGAGGACAAUGCUGAAUUAUUUGCUAUGAUGGAAAAAACUAAAAUGUACGUCUACCGUGGUACUGAGCCUGAGGAACCAGUAUCAUCAAGUGGCUAUCUCUGUCAAUUUAGCGACUUACAAAUAAGAUCAGUUUUAUUAGAUGAAAUUAUGAAAGACCCUGAAGUUCCUUCUAAGGAAAAUUUAUUGGAUUUAGAAGUUAAAUCUCUAAGAGAUGCAAGAGAAAUAUUAAGCAAAAAUGGUUUGAAGGACGCUGAAUCGUUUAUCGAGGAUAAUCCUCAUCCUAGAUUAUGGCGAUUAUUAGCGGAGGCUGCUUUGGAAGAGCUUGAUCUUAAAGUAGCAGAAUCAUCUUUUGUUAGAUGUAAAGACUACUCUGGUAUAGAAUUUACAAAGAGAUUAAGUCAUUUGCAGAAUGAAGCUAUGAGAAAGGCAGAAGUUGCAGCUUAUUUCCAUAGAUAUGACGAAGCCGAUCGACAUUAUUUGAGCUUGGAUAGAAGGGAUAUGGUUGUGGCAAUGAGAAAGAAAUUAGGUGAUUGGAUCAAAGUCGUUGACCUAUUGAAACAAGGUGGUGGUGAUGAUCAACAGAUGGAGGAAGCAUAUAUAGCUAUAGGUGAUCUCUUUACCGAUAGACAAAAAUGGAGCGAAGCUGUAAGAUAUUACGUAUUGGGCAAUAAUCAAGAAAGAUUAGCGAAAUGUUAUUAUAUGCUUGAAGAUUAUGAGGCUCUAGCUAAAUUAGCCGAUGGAUUGCCAGAAAAUCAUAAUUUAUUGAGUGAUAUUGCAGAAAAAUUAGUAUCUGUAGGAAUGUGCGUUGAGGCUGUUCGGGCUUUCGUAAAAUGUAACAAAGUAAAGCAGGCUAUAGAUUGUUGCGUUCAGCUCAAUCAAUGGAACGAAGCAAUCGAAUUGGCAAAGAAGUUUAAUAUGAAAGAAAUAGAUGGUUUAUUAACAAAAUACGCCAGUCAUCUGUUAGAAAAGAACAAAAUUAUAAACGCUAUUGAAUUGUACCGUAAAGCUAAUAGAUUCCUAGAUGCCGCCAAACUUUUAUACAAGUUGGCUGGAGAAGAAACGAAGAAAAAAUCAAAACCCUUAAGAAUUAAGAAGUUAUAUGUAUUAGCAGCUCUAUUGGUUGAACAACAUAAUGAACAAAUGAAACUGACAGCCAGAUCAAAAUAUCAUACAUCUCAAUCUAAGAAAAAUCAAGAGGCUUCGUCAUCAUUAGCUGGCAUGCUAAAUGAAGAUUCAUCAUCCUUUGAUGAUACGAAAUUGAUCGAUCAAGCUUGGAGAGGCGCGGAAGCGUACCAUCUCUUCAUUCUCAGUCAGAAACAGCUGUAUCAAGGUUAUGUUGACGCAGCAAUGAAAACGGCUUAUCAUCUCCGUGAAUAUGACGACGUUAUGGAUGUGUCGGAUAGUCAUUCUUUAAUCGCUUUGACGGCUUGCGACAAUCGAGCGUUUGGAAUUGCUUCAAAGGCGUUUAUUAAAUUAGAAUCACUCGAGAAUAAGGAACUAUAUGAAGAGUUGGCUCUGGAUAUAUUUACAAAGUAUCUUCCGUUUCAAAAAGCUAAAUAAUUAUAGAAUUCCUUAAAAGACGGGACUAAAGGGGAGAGAGAGAGAAGAGUAAACGACGGAAGGAUACUCUUAUUUUAUCUGCUUCCCUUAAGUUUCCUUAAAUUGUAAUAUAAUAGUGUUAAAGAAACGACAUCCAAUUUCUCUUUUUAUCGAAUGAAAAUCAACCCUCCCUUAAGUGCUAUAGUUCCUUUGCUUAAAAGAGACAUGUAUAGCUGACCAAUAGGCUGAGUUAUAGUAAAAAAGAAAUGUAAAUUUAACCUUGAAAUUUAUCCUUUUAGACAUGCUCCUAAGAAUCAGCGUAACACUGACGUAAACUGUCCUCACUGCGAAACUCGAAUUCCUGACUGGUCAACUCAAUGUACAAGCUGCGAUUCGAAGUUUCAAGUUUGCAUGGCAACUGGAAGACCGUUAAUGGAUUAUCAAUUUUGGAUGUGCAACACUUGUAAGCACCAAGCGUACGCAGCGGAAAUGAAUUCUAGGCAUUGCUGUCCUCUUUGUCACGCUCCUUUUUAACUGGAAUAUAACCUUUAACACUAUUUUUCCUAUUAUCCGUCCUCAUUUGACAAUGUUUAUUUUAUUUAUUAAAAUAUCAAUUUCGAAUAAUUGAAUAAAUGGUUAAGGAUCAUCU
Dimorphilus gyrociliatus is the source of this 4059-nucleotide messenger RNA. The record is from the annotation of a GenBank genome assembly. Lineage: Eukaryota; Metazoa; Annelida; Polychaeta; Dinophilidae.